Molecule: messenger RNA, 1182 nt
Organism: Rhodotorula graminis WP1
Lineage: Eukaryota; Fungi; Basidiomycota; Microbotryomycetes; Sporidiobolales; Sporidiobolaceae
Exons: 4
Coding region: 210-1106 (298 amino acids)
Biological process (GO): translation
Cellular component (GO): ribosome; mitochondrion
Molecular function (GO): structural constituent of ribosome; RNA binding
Source: RefSeq, a predicted model, not a curated record
CUGCUAGCCAGACAGCCGCCACCGCACCACAGCAGCCACCACAGCCACCUGCGCUUAGCCUACGCCGCCUCGUCACCGCCCCGUCUCCGUCUCCGCCAACUUCCUCGACCCGGCUUCAACUCGCCAGCACAGCCUCGUGCGCCUGAACUAGCCACCCAACCUCGGUCCACCUCUCCUCCUCCUCUUCAUCUCUCAGCUCGACUCUCGCCAUGCCCCGUGAACUCGCCCGCACCCUCCAGCGCUCCCUGACCCACCUCAAGCCCCCACCGGUCAAGGGCGGCAAGUUCCAGCUCCCGCUCCCGACCCACUUCCGCCCAACGCCCGCCUUCGUCCAGGUCAAGGACCGCAUCCCCUUCUGGCACGUCGCUCCCGGCGACCGCGUCAAGCUCGUCAAGGGCUCCAGCGAAGUCAAGGGCAAGGUCGGCGUCGUCGACCGCGUCGACCGCGAGACCAACCGCGUCUACCUCAAGGAGCCCGAGUUCGCCGCCAAGAAGCGCCAGUUCUCCGAGUACCCGGGGCAGCAGCUCGAGCCCGACUUUGCCGGGAGCGGCGACGCCGGCGGCACCUACACGGUCGCGCGCCCGUUCCACGUCUCGAACGUGCGCCUCCAGGUGCGCGACGGCGAGCACGAGUACACGGCGACGCGCACCCGCAAGAGCAAGGUGACGUGGGACCGCCGCAACCGCCGGUUCGCGUGGAAGCGCUACGUGCUCGUGCCCGAGCUGGGCGCCGGCGACGAGUCGGGCUGGAGGGAGCUGCCCUGGCCCAAGGAGGACGUCCCUACUUCCACCCCGACCGCCCGCGACAUGACCUCGACCACGACCCUCCCCUCCUGGAUCCCCGACCUCUCGGCCCUGUCCCUCGCGCCCUCGCGCGCCGACCUCCCGCGCCUCCCGACCAAGCCCAUCGCGCUCGCAGACGGCGCACCGCCCGAGCUCCAGGUCUCGCAGCUCGACCUCGGCGGGUCGUACUACUCGCGCGCGAGCCGCACCAGGCGCUUCAACGAGCGCAAGGCGGCAGAGAAGGAGUACGGCAAGGGCGUCAUGAAGCAGAAGGCCAAGGACGUCAGGAGGGGCAAGCUGCCCGAGGGCGCCAUCGCGUGGUAGACACGGAGCGAGCGAGAGGGGUCGAGCUCGAGCGAGGGCGAGGAGCAGCACCUGCACACAGUCGUUCCGCAUUCAC